AUGCUCAUUUCAUCCGUUGAGGCUUCUACCCACCAACAACAUGACAUGGAUUCACUGUGUUAUGCAAAACUUUGUCAUCUCUCUCAAAUUGAAGACAAUAUAAAGGGUGUUGAAAAUUAUAUUACCAUCAAUCAUCGACCUCCUUUCAUCUAUGCUUCGUAUGAAAAUGUGAGCUCUAAAUUAUUUCCGCCCGUAUUUCAGUAUUCGGGAUUUGAUCAAUUACAAGAAUUAUUUUCAACAAAUCCUAAUGAAUAUCAUCGGAGAAUGUUGCGAAGAGAAGUCCGAGGUUUAGCCUUUGAUGAUGAAACAAAGAAAAUCAUGUCGAGGACCAUGCCAAAAUUUUUCAAUGUGGAUGAGAUGGAGGAAUCUUCCAAGAAGAGAGUUGAAUACUUGUUAAAGAAAGUUCUGGAAAAUGAUCAUGGACAUGGUAGUGAUGCUCCAUUUGUGUUGCUGGAAAAGUUGGAUGGAAGUUUGUGUUCACCAAUUAUUGAGCGAUGCAUUGCUAGUGAAGAGGAAAACGGAAUUGCAUCAAUGGCAAAGAAUAAUUAUGCAACAAGUGCGUUGUUUGAUCAUGGAAAUGUUCAGCGCGAAUACACCACGUUCAGAUUGAGAAUGAGGACAAAAUUGUCACACACGAAUGCCAUUGUGAUUGCAAUGGAAGAAUUGUUGUAUCAAUUAGGAAAUGAGUGUUCGAAAAGAAAUAGUAAUGAAAACCAUACAGAAGAUAUUAAGGUAAUCCUUCGUGAUCAUUUGAAAAAUAUACCUCAGUUUCCUUUGAUUCUACAGGAAAUUACACCAGAAGAAGAAGAAUAUUUAGUUUUUAAAAUUGAUGAAGAGGCACUUGCUCAAAAUGAACAAUUCCUCAAAUUACCACCCACCGCUCAGAAUUUCAUACUAUUUUCCGUCUACUGGCACAAUCGAGGAUAUACCCCACUUUUCGAAUUUUUUUCACAAGAUCACAAAAUUGUGAUUGAUUAUGGAGACAAGCCAUUCCUGUCGCUGUUAGCAAUUCGGCAUACAGUGAACGGCAACUUUUUGCCUUACAGACAAGUCAAAGAAAGUGCUGAUAAAUACGGCAUUGAAUGUGUUAAGGAAUGUUCAAACCAUGAAGUCAUUAGUGCAGCUAUGAAAGGAGACAUUGAAGAGCUAUUGAAAGCAAUUAGAAAAGAACGAGGAGUGGAAGGCUAUGUGUUAGCGUUGAAUAAUGGAUGGAUGUUCAAAGUCAAAUCCAUGUGGUAUUCCGAUAUUCACAAAACAAAUGCAUUUAUUAGUAAGGGAGAGCUCAAAGAAGCAGCCAUGUGGAAUUAUGUGUUGGAGUCAAAAGUCGACGAUAUUAUUGGAUUUGUAAAAAGAGAGGAAGACAGAAUCCGGUUAAGAGAUUUUAAUGACAAACUAAUUAAUUACUUUAACAAUUAUGUUGAAAAGAUUCAAAAUUACAAGCAUUACAUUCAACAAGAAUUGGAAAAAGAUUUUCCCAACGUGGACUAUGAAGAUAUUCCCAUGAAAAAUUUUACAACAAUUGCUAAAACCAUUCUUUCCGGUGAGCCUCCAUUCAUUCUUAACUUGCUCAUUGUUAACAAGAAAGAACAAACUAGUCUGCAUUCCCUUAUCAAAGAUCAAUGUGUGAAAAUAUCUCAAAAAGAUUUGACCACUGUAAAGAAGAUGCUUGGUUGCACCGAUUUAGAGUUCAUUUCUCGAUCUGAAAUGAGACGACGAGAAAAGCUUGCCAAGCUGAAUCAAGUUGAUAAAGCCACCGAUAACUGUCACACACAAGACGACGAUGCUGAACUCGAAGAAGAUGAAAACAACCACGCCUAA
Molecule: messenger RNA, 1818 nt
Organism: Naegleria lovaniensis
Lineage: Eukaryota; Heterolobosea; Eutetramitea; Acrasida; Naegleriidae
Exons: 2
Coding region: 1-1818 (605 amino acids)
Source: RefSeq, a predicted model, not a curated record